AUGGAGGACGACCAGCUUUUCCAAGACGUGAAAUUUGAUGCAGAUCUGGAAGGUUUUUACAAUGGAACGAGGGCGACUGUGAACUUGCAGCAGCAACCGACUACUCUUGGAGGAUUCGAGGAACCGCCGAAGAUAACAGCAGCCAAAGAGUCAGCUGAUACUUCCUCCCAAACCUCUGGCUUCGCCAGCUUGCUAGGGCGGCUGAGCUUGCUGCAGACGUUUGGAACCGCCCUCGGCGCCUCUACGGAGCAAGUAGUCGGUGCGGCGGUUCCUACCUCUUUAGGAUCCGUUAAGGACCAGGCCAGUAGCUUCAUGUCCAAAGCGCAGCCGUGGAGACAGUUCGCGUGGCCACUCUCGGUUCCAUCUGCGAAUGAAGGUUGCUCGCGAAUUUCUGCGAACGUCUUCAACUACCAGACAAACUACGCUAUCCUUUUCGUGGUUCAACUCGUUCUUUCGGUCAUUCUCCAGCCAUCUGCUCUGAUGUGCAUCAUGCUUACGGUGAUCACGUGGAUUUUGUUCUUGAAAAAGAACGAAGACCCCGACUGGGCACCCAAGCUGGGGGGUGUCGUCUUGUCGCCAAUGCAGAGAUGGCUUUUGUUGGCAGCGAUCACAACAAUUGUUUUGCUGCUUUGGGUCGGCGGGGUGAUCUUCAAUGCUGCUUUGAUGUAUUUGCUUUUCUUCCUGGCACAUGGCCUGUUACAUGAUCCCGGCCGCAGCAUCGGAGGAGGAGAUCCGGUGCCCAUUUGA
Molecule: messenger RNA, 747 nt
Organism: Symbiodinium sp. CCMP2456
Lineage: Eukaryota; Dinophyceae; Suessiales; Symbiodiniaceae
Source: the annotation of a GenBank genome assembly